Molecule: messenger RNA, 420 nt
Organism: Aureobasidium vineae
Lineage: Eukaryota; Fungi; Ascomycota; Dothideomycetes; Dothideales; Saccotheciaceae
Source: the annotation of a GenBank genome assembly
AUCGCCGCUCGCAACUUCUCGGAUGAUCUGGAUUCUCUGUUUGGCUUGAACUCGGGCACAACCCUUGGCAAUCUAUCAUUCACAGNNAAACGCACGGUCUCGACCCGGGAAGAAGAACUCGCAGCCAUCGAAGCUCGCCUUCGCGAAACCGAAGAACGUCUAGCACGAGCUGCUCAUAGUCCCGACCACGAACUCACAUCACACCAAGCUGCAUCCGGUGUUCAGCCAUCCUAUGCUUCGAGAAACGCUGUUCCUAGACAAACCUCUGGCUACCAAUCAUACCCCGAACAACAGUACCAAGCGAGACCGCCAAACAACAGAGAAGAGUCAUUCCAACCUCACAUCCCUGGCGCCAUGCCCAAGACACCCACACCACACUAUGGGCAGGGACAAGACUACGUAACAGUCGAUCGCACCAGA